CUUUUGCCUAAAUUCAUCAAUAGUGAAGAUGUUCGACACGAGUCGAUACAUUUUCUACAAGGAACUAGAAUAUUUUUUUGUUUUUGUUGUGAUAUUUAAAAAAAAUAUUGUGAGGCUUAACUCAAUCGAACAGGUUUAUGAAAUUAACACGAAAACUGUCUCUCGUUCUCUACAUAUUAUCCAUAUAUCUUGAAUCUAAUCACUGGCAGUGAUGAAUAGUUCAGUGCUUCAAAUCGCCCGUGAAACUUACACAGUUACAAUAGAAGUAAUCAACAGUGGAAAUGGAGAGAAGCAUUGUAUUUGCUACUAGUGCAAUCCAUUGCUCAGCAAUUCAAAUUCAAUUUGAAUAAUAAUCUCUCCUACACCAUUACUGGAGACUCGUGAAUUAAUUAUUCGAUCUUCUUGGAUGAAGGUACAAGAAGGAAUCCAAAAGUUUUUUGAAUGAUAGUGCAUCAUCAAAAAAAACCCUGUGUGACCAUUUGUGUUGUAUAAUAGUUAUUUUCGCAAUUAAUUCCCAAAUUACUAAUCUAUAUCAAGACUCAUCUUUUUUCAAAUUCAAUUUUCAAAGAUUGAGAAAGUUAGACUUUUUGAAGACAGUGAUUCAACAAAUAGUGAUCGGUUUUGAAAGUGUGGACCACUCACUCCUUAAAUGAACAAGGUCCAAUUAUUCAGUGAUUUGCUCCGUUUUUCAAACAAGUACUUCUCAAAAUGGAAGUGAUAGCUGAAGAAAAUAUUGGACAUCCGGCCGUAGACGAGGAUGCUGAUGAAUUGGAGGGGGCAACGGCUCUCCCCAUCUCUAAGGCGGAGAAGUCCGGAGUGUCCGGUGGAUCCGAGGCGGCCGGAGCCCCUUCCAAGCAGUUGUCAGAGCCAUCCGGAGGAGCGUCCGGAGCAUCCGGAAGAUCGGAGGAGGUGGAGGAGGUGGAGGAGGGUGCUGUGGGAGGCACAGAUGACUCCGUCAUCGUGGCGGCCACUUCCGGAAUGUGUCUGGUUCCGGUGCGGCGUCCGAUCUAUCCGGAUGUGCCAUUCUCGCCGUAUUCUUCACCGCGAUCCGUACGGCGUCGCCCGCCUCUCAAGGAGAGUCGCCGUGUCAGCAUCGACAAGUCUGGCAGCUUUCUUCAACUAAACCAGUAUCGCUUGAUGGAUUCCAUCGGCCAGGGCUCUUACGGCUUAGUGAAACUGGCUUACAAUGAAGAAGAUGAUACCCAUUAUGCUAUGAAAAUCUUGUCUAAGAAGAAACUGUUGAAGAGAUCGGGAAUUUUUGGACGGGCUGGUCCCAACAGGAAAACAAAUGCUACAAACCCGCUUGAUAGAGUAUAUCGGGAGAUAGCUGUACUCAAAAAACUGGAUCAUCCCAACAUUGUCAAGCUGGUGGAAGUUUUGGACGAUCCUCUCGAAGACCACUUGUACUUAGUUUUCGAACUGCUUGAGAGAGGCGAGGUGAUGCAUGUUCCAACAAAGACUCCGCUAUCUGAAGAAACUGCUUGGAGAUAUUUCAGAGAUGUGAUUCUAGGCUUAGAAUACUUGCACUUUCAAAGAAUUAUUCAUAGAGAUAUCAAGCCGUCGAACAUUCUUCUGGGUGAUGACGGGCAUGUUCAAAUUGCUGAUCUCGGAGUAUGCAAUGAGUUCGAUGGUAAUGACGCCACUCUAAAUAACACAGCUGGCACUCCAGCUUUCACUGCUCCAGAAGCUAUAUCAAGCUGCGGAAAUUUCAGCGGCAAGGUACCAUCAGAUAGGCUACUUCUGUUGAAAGCAUCUGACAUCUGGUCCCUGGGAGUCACUCUUUUUGCUUUCGUUUAUGGAGCUCUGCCCUUCACAGCUGAAUCUGUGCCAGCUCUAUACUCUCUGAUUCAGAGCAGCCCAGUCAGCCUGCCAGAACAACCACUCAUCAGUGAACCACUCAGAGAUCUGCUCACCAAGAUGCUCCAGAAGGAUCCCACCAGGCGCAUUGAAUUGCCUGAAAUUAAGGAACAUCCGUGGGUGACAGCCAACGACUCUAGUCCUCUGCCCUCUGAAGAGGAGAAUUGCCAACUGGUCGAAGUGACUGAUGAAGAUGUGAGGAAAGUGGUCACAUCCAUCCCAAAGCUCGAUACUCUGAUUCUCAUCAAAACCAUGUUGAAGAAGCACUCAUUUCAGCCUUUUAAAUUCAUCAACUUAAAAAGUCUCGGAAGUGAUAAAAAGGCAUCUGAUUCAUGAAGCAUAACUCAGACUAUAAUCUUUUUUAAACCGAUUUUUGAAUCAAUACUAGUUUGUGAGUUCAUUGGCAAAUACAUAAAUUACCACAGAAUAAUUUUCACUUGGACAAACUAAUCAGUAUAAGUUACUAUCAUUCUGACUCACUCUACACGUUUUCAUCACUUUAUAAAGUUAAUUAUUGUCAGAAAUAUUACAUUGUUUGAAAGAAGAAUCGACGUACAAACUCAGUUUUUCAUCUGUUGAGUAAGUCAAACUUGGGCUAUUCACUACGAGAAUGAAUUUGAAUUAAUAGAUGCUUAGUAGAUACUCCUAGUUCAAUAAUUUCAUGAGAGUAUUUUCAAAUGUCUGAAAUAGCCUAAUUAGAAAUCAUUACAUCAAGUAGAAUUUGCAUGGAAGUUAACAGCUACACAUUUCCAUAUUAUAUUAUUAUGUAGCAUAAUGACAUUAACCUAAUGUACCGUACAUGAUGAAAACAUUAAAAUAUUCAUUGAAC
Nilaparvata lugens (brown planthopper) is the source of this 2686-nucleotide messenger RNA. Its product is annotated as calcium/calmodulin-dependent protein kinase kinase 2-like. The record is from RefSeq and is a predicted model, not a curated record. Gene Ontology annotation, molecular function: calcium/calmodulin-dependent protein kinase activity; calmodulin binding; ATP binding. The coding region runs from base 709 to 2193 and encodes 494 amino acids. Lineage: Eukaryota; Metazoa; Arthropoda; Insecta; Hemiptera; Delphacidae. Gene Ontology annotation, cellular component: cytoplasm. Gene Ontology annotation, biological process: protein phosphorylation; intracellular signal transduction; positive regulation of protein kinase activity. The transcript is spliced from 11 exons.